CCUCCGGCGCUUAGUUUGGCUCAGUUCCGCGGUGUGCACGGUGCCGGUCUCGUCUCCUUUAUCCCUUCGCAUGCGCGAGUGCCGUUGUAGCCACCCCCUCCCAGCCCGCUGAUGCGUAUCGCCAGCUGGCCGAGAAGACGGCGGGAAGGUGGCGCGUGUCCUAGAUGCUUCCUAAGUGAUUCGACGCCUUGUUUUCGUAAUCGCUUGUGAGUGAUACGUUAGCACCAGUCAGCCAGCAUGGGAUAUUAUCCGAAAUGUUGUUCUUUGCUAAUGUCAUUCCUCUUGGUUAUCGCUUACUUUCAAGCGUCACUACAGCUUGCUAUUAAGAAAGUCAACAUCCCUGAGGGGGUAAAAGUUGGAGAAGAGUACGUUAUUCUCGAUUGUGAUUACGAUCUUGGAAACACGUCGACCAAAGGCCUCGUAGUCAAAUGGUAUUUGAACAAUUUCGAUCUAGUAUAUCAAUGGAUUUAUGGUUCGGCACCGCAGGCUAUAGAUCCUGCAUCGAAAUAUAUCGAUCUCCAUUAUAAAGCUAGUCACGAUCCUAAUACCAUGUAUCGAGCUAUGAAGCUGAAACAGCCAGAUAUCGAUCUUAGUGGAAACUACACAUGCCUCAUUUCUACAUUCGAAGACGAAACUUCCGCCAAACGUCCGAUGACAGUUUAUUCGACAGGACGAGAAGAUGAAUUCAAAUUGUGGCAUACAAAAAAGAUUAUCUCUGAUAUAGAUGAAAGUAUAGAAGUAACGUGUCAAGCUGUCGGUCUCUACCCUAAACCCACCCUUGAUAUAAUCAUUGAAGAUUAUUCAGACUUUAAAUCACCAAGACCAAUAAUUACGGAAACAGAGGAUGGACAUUAUAAUAUUGUUACGUACCUCACCCUUGACAAUGAUGACCUUCCAGAUUCAGUUGUUAUUAAUUGUAUUUUAGGAAUUCCAAAUGUAAAUUACAAUGCAACAAAAAAACUGGUUCAUUAUACAGCAGGAAGGCCUACUACUCUCACUGCAAUUGCCAUUGGUGGCACAACGAAGCUGCUACGAAAAAUGGAGAUCCAGGCAUUAGAUAUUUCACAAGCUGACGCUAGCAAUGGUAGUGGUAACUCAGCCGAGCAAAAGAGGAUAAACUUUUAUCUCAUGUUACUGACUGCUGCAAUUUUUAUUUAUAUCGAUUAGGAGAUGUCGAAAUAAAACUUUUUGUUAAUAUUGCAAUGUCUAAUUUAAAAUGGGCUUUAGUUAAAUAUGAGCAACAUGUCUUUUCGUAGCAGUCCACUCAUCAAAAACAUAUUUAGGAAAGCGUAGAAUGAAAAAUAUUCAUUGAAGUUGUCAGUCAAAUCAUCAUCGUUUAUAUAAAUUGUAUAUAAUGUAAUGAGGCGCCUGUGAAUAUGUAAACAAGCAUUUUUAAUUCAUUUAUAAAUAUAUAUUCGAGUGGUAAAGAAAUAAAAUAAAUUAGAGCAUUAGAUGAUCGGGUAUGAUUAAGUAGAAAUUACAAAAUAAUGAAAAGUAGCACCUUCUUUUAUACAGUGAUGCGACAAUAUAUUUAAA
Molecule: messenger RNA, 1536 nt
Organism: Ceratosolen solmsi marchali
Lineage: Eukaryota; Metazoa; Arthropoda; Insecta; Hymenoptera; Agaonidae
Exons: 7
Coding region: 238-1167 (309 amino acids)
Source: RefSeq, a predicted model, not a curated record